AUUGUAAGUCAGAGAAGACAAACACAAAACCCUAAUUUCAGUACCCUAAAAACCUAUUUCAAAUCCCUCUUGCAAAACGCAGCCUCUUCCUCUUCCUCAUUCUCCCCAAGAACACAGCUGAUUCUCUAAUUCUACAAAGUAAAAAGAGAAAAUGUCAGGUGAGGAAGCUACCGUUGCUGUUGAGACAGCGGCUCAGCCUCUUGGCGAGGCCAUGGAUUUGAUGACUGCAUUGCAGCUAGUCCUUAGAAAAUCUCUGGCUCAUGGUGGCCUCGCUCGCGGUCUUCACGAAGGUGCAAAAGUGAUUGAGAAACAUGCUGCUCAGCUCUGCGUAUUGGCUGAGGAUUGCAAUCAGCCUGACUAUGUUAAACUUGUCAAAGGCCUUUGUGCUGAUCAUGGCGUUAGCCUCUUAACUGUUCCCAGUGCUAAAACCCUUGGCGAGUGGGCCGGGUUGUGUAAGAUUGAUUCUGAGGGCAAGGCCAGGAAAGUAGUUGGUUGCUCUUGCGUCGUAGUUAAGGAUUAUGGUGAGGAGACUGAAGGUCUUAACGUUGUUCAGCAACACAUCAAGUCUCACUGAGCAACAGUGUAUUUGAUUUAUUGGGAUCUAAAUUUUAGUUUAUACGUAGACCUUCUUUUAAUGUUUUCAUGAUACCCUCCUGUGGGGUUUUUGAGUGUUUGCUAGAUGCAGUUGCUAGCAAAUCAGUUGUGUCGCAUUAUUUUGGUUGAACAUUUUGUCUUGAUAUAUGAAAUGCAGAAGUAGCACCAUUUUGAGUCUUUGAAAUCAA
Jatropha curcas is the source of this 782-nucleotide messenger RNA. Its product is annotated as Ribosomal protein L7Ae/L30e/S12e/Gadd45 family protein. Gene Ontology annotation, molecular function: structural constituent of ribosome. The record is from RefSeq and is a predicted model, not a curated record. Gene Ontology annotation, biological process: translation. Gene Ontology annotation, cellular component: ribosome. Lineage: Eukaryota; Viridiplantae; Streptophyta; Magnoliopsida; Malpighiales; Euphorbiaceae.